Molecule: messenger RNA, 2320 nt
Organism: Prorocentrum cordatum
Lineage: Eukaryota; Dinophyceae; Prorocentrales; Prorocentraceae
Source: the annotation of a GenBank genome assembly
CCCAGGCCACGCGGCCGGGGGGUGGGAUCGGUGAAACGAGGCUCAUGAACCCGUCCAAUCCCCCAGUGUCGUAGCCAUCUCCGCUCCAGCGCGCUCGGCUCAAGCUGCUUUCGGGGGGCCUCGCCGCGCCUGGUCGCCGCACAUCCAGAACGCAGACCAUGAUUGCACACACGGUGCUCCUGCUGGUCUUCCUGCAGUCGGGGGCGGAGCUCCUGCCCGGCCCCGACGCCUGCCUCAUCCAGACACUCUCGUCGGCCGAGGGCGCCGAGCGGCAGAGGCCGCAGACCACGGCGCCCCCGACGCUGGCGCCAACGGCGUCCCCGACGGUGGCGCCCGGGCUGCCCUGCCCCUGCCUGAAGGACGCCUGCUUCGAGGCCUACGACCGGGAUGCCGACCAGUGCCUCAGGGAGGACGAGUGUGCUGUCCAGGCGCCGCUGACGAACUGCAGCAGCCCGACCUGGGACCUGGACGGGGACGGCUGCGUCAACCUCUCCGUCGAGUGGCCGCUCAUCUUCGACAUGACGAAUGGCAGCGUCUGCCCCGUGGAGGCGAGGGCGGACGCGCCGGAGUGCGGGGAGGGGUACUACCUCGACGGGAACCCAGUGGCCUGCAUCCAGUGCACCACGGGCGCGACGCGUCGGCGACGCUCGUUCGAGUGCUCCGAUUGCGAGUCGGGAGCUUUCGACGCCGGUGACUACGACGACUGCCGCGACGGCAGCUACCUACCGUCUGAUGUCGGCGCGGGAGACUUCAAUAUCCCAGUUACUCCGACUGACCCACCGCUGUCGCCCGGCGACUGCAUCGACAUCGUCUCAAUGUCCCAGUCUGGCGCAUGCAACCAGUCCGUCGAGACGGUGUGCAUUGAGAGCGUGGGUCCUGGCAGUGAGGUCACUCUCACGACGCCCCUGCAGAACAACUACACCAAAUACGCUGGCGUCAUCAUCUCGUGCACGACGGUGGACGGAACGGAGCUCAGCCGCAAGCACGAUUCUAAUGGAAAUUGCGGGUGCAAGUCGGCGACCUGCGACAAGACAACGAUGUGCUCCAUCGGCCCCGACAACUGCACAUCCACGUGCAUCCCGACUGGCCCGUACCCGAUCCACCCGACCCCGGCUCCGACCGUGGGUGCCAAGGGCGACCCGCAUUUGGUCAAUUUGCAGGGCGAGCAUUUCGACAUCAACCACGGUGGGGACUUCGUGCUGCUGCGGCUCCCGCAGGACUCCGCGCAGGACGCCGAACUCCAGCUGUUGGCCACCGUACAGCCAGAGUUCAAGAAGCCGUGCACCACGUACAUCACGCGGGUCGAGCUCUCCGGCUCCUGGCUGGGCAACGUGUCCGUCCAAGUUCGCUCCUACCUCCAGGCCCACCCGGGCCACGAGGGCGCGCAUCUGGGGGCCCGCAUCCUGAGCCCUGGGGGCGGAGCGGCACCCUGGCAGAGCAUGGAGGCCUUCCUGGCCGACGGCCCCGACCUGGUGCUGUCUGCGCCGAACAGCAACUUUCACGUGACGCUGUCCAAGAGCCAGUGGUUCCCCAAGAAGAAGAUAGCGGCAGGCGCGCCCACCGUGGCUGGGAUGUUUACGCUGAGUGUCCAGGCCCGUAAUGCCCCGUCGCCCGCCAAGAUCUUGAUCCGCCAGGACUUGCCGGAGCAGGAGCACCUGAACUUGGCGGUCCAGCGCGUGUCCGCGCUCGGCAGGAUUGACGUGGGCGGCCUUCUCGGCUUCGACGCGCAUCCAGCGAGCCUGGAGUACGUCUCGGGCAAGUGCGAGCACCACCGGGCGACGGAGAAGUACAGCGUCGAGAGCCAGGAGGACAACGGGUACUACUUCACGCCCGUGUGGAAGCAGCGGUGGCAGGAAAUGAAGCAAAAGCGGAAGCUCGACGCAAAUGCCGAGGACGCGCGCGACAACGAAGCAGCUGCCACCCUCAUUGACAGCAAGGGGUUGAGCUCCAAUAUGGUGUGCAAGUGUCCGACCGCGGGGGGGCCUUGGGCCGAGGGCAUCGUCAUCGAGGAGCCGGCCGCACUGUUCGCCGAGGCGUCCUGGGACUGAGGCCGCGGGCGAUCCUGGCCAGCCUCUCUCCGCGUUCGCUGAAUUGCCGCCACUGUGGAGCGUAUAGCGCAAAUCGCCGCAGUGGGUUAGUCGAGAAGCUUUGCCGAGGCCGUCGCUUGCCGCGCGUUUGGCGCGCGGGUGGGGCGUAGCUGGCGUCCCGGCUGUGCUCACGUAUUUGUGCUAGAUCAGCGCGCGGUUGGCGCGUUGGCUGGUGGUUGUCGCAAUGAUUGUUUCGCCGUUUUGAACUGGUUUGCAAAAACUGUUUCGCCGCC